AUUCCGUAAAUUUUAAUAUAGCGACAAAAAAGCGUAUAAUUAUUCGACCACUAUAAUUUUCCAAUAUGGCGGACGAAAGUGCUCAACAAAACGAGAAGUCCACAACUUGUACGUUUUUUAAGAAAACAAAGCGAAAAGGAAACGUUCGUAAACGAAAAGCGGACAGCUCGGGAAGCGAAGACGAGACUUCCGUGGUCAGACUGGAAAAGAGAGUGGCGCCCAACCCAUUGAGACAAAAAACUGGCACGGCCACGCGAAGUUGGGAAACAGAAAAAACAUCAUCAAGAGAAAACGACCUUGGAAAGACAGGUUCUGAUAAUGGAAGUGACAAGACUGGCAAACCCAAAUUUUCAUUUAAAUCAACAAGAUCGGCUAUGAGUAGUGGUCCCCUGGAUGCUGGAGCAACAUCCAUUAACGAGGUCGAUACACAAGCUGACCGGGAUGCUCAGGCAAUUUUUGAACGAAAAUUGGCUGCAAAUAAGAACAAAAUGAAUGAGCAAGAUGACAUGGUGUAUCUUUUCUUUAAAAAUUAUAUCACUCAUUUUAACCCAUUUCCCAGGCACGGGCCGAUACGUGCGCCUGCAAACAUACGGGUGACGACACGAUGGGAUUAUCAACCAGACAUCUGCAAAGAUUACAAGGAGACCGGUUUUUGUGGUUUCGGAGACAGUUGCAAGUUCUUGCACGAUCGUAGUGAUUACAAACACGGUUGGCAACUCGAACGGGAGGUGGAUGAAGGCAACUACAACCGACAGGACCCGCACAAAUACGAGGUCUCCAGUGACGAAGAUGACGAUCUGCCUUUCGCUUGUUUCAUUUGUCGAGAAUGCUUCACGAACCCCGUUGUCACCAAGUGUAGGCAUUAUUUCUGCGAGCGGUGUGCGCUUGCGCAUCAUAAGAAAUCCAAACGAUGUUUUGUCUGUAAUCAAGCCACGCAGGGCGUGUUUAAUCCGGCGAAAGAACUUAUUAAAAAAAUCAACGAACAGAAAUUGAACGAGGAGAGGGAUAUUUGAUGACAGAGACUGUUCAAUCUUUCAUUACUUCAUAUUGAAAGGUUGAUAAGCGGGAUGGCUGGAAAUCCCAAGCAGCCGUCGUUGAGCUAGUGUGCAGUUCCCGGACCAUGCACUUGGUCUUCGGUGAAAUGAAAGACGGUAAUUCCUCCAAUUUUCUCGAGCUCAAUGAAAUUUGCAAAGUAUUUGUACCAGUAUUGAUUUGAGGAAAAAUUUUCGUUUUCUGUAUAAUAUCAUUGCUCUGCUCGAAAAAUAUUAAAACUGCAACCGGAAAGAUCAUUAAUACUUGCGGAACCUCCUACGAAGAACUAAGCAGACGCUAUUUACAACAGUCUGGCAGCCUGCAUACUUUUUUAGACGACGCAAAGAUUAUGUUUCGAAGAUUAAGUUUUUUUCCUCGAGCUACUGUUAGUUGUGUUUUCAACUAUCAACGAUGUUCUAAAGAAAAACGCCAUCACAGAUGUUGCUGGUUUACUAUUGAAGAUUUCUAAAUUAUUUUUGUAAAGACAGCAGAAAUAUGGCGAUACGCGAAUAAAUGUAAAUCAACGUUCGUAUUAGAUUAGUCAAUGUACAAACUGCUAAAACAUUCUCGUUUCGGCCGUUUCUCGUUGAUCUUUGUUAAAUAAUUUCUAUGAAUUAAAUAGUUAGUGACUGCUCCAACAACGAGAA
Molecule: messenger RNA, 1679 nt
Organism: Xenia sp. Carnegie-2017
Lineage: Eukaryota; Metazoa; Cnidaria; Anthozoa; Malacalcyonacea; Xeniidae
Product: E3 ubiquitin-protein ligase RNF113A-like
Exons: 4
Coding region: 66-1013 (315 amino acids)
Biological process (GO): snoRNA splicing
Cellular component (GO): U2-type spliceosomal complex
Molecular function (GO): metal ion binding
Source: RefSeq, a predicted model, not a curated record